This is a messenger RNA of Cyphellophora europaea CBS 101466, 807 nucleotides long. RefSeq lists its product as uncharacterized. The transcript has a single exon. The record is from RefSeq and is a predicted model, not a curated record. The coding region runs from base 1 to 807 and encodes 268 amino acids. Lineage: Eukaryota; Fungi; Ascomycota; Eurotiomycetes; Chaetothyriales; Cyphellophoraceae.
AUGGUCACUACCGGAUCCUCGAAGUCCUCGUCCAUUGUGUCUGAGACACCGCCCUCGGCAGACACUGUCGAGAAGUUUAUUUCUUUGCUGUCACAAUCAUUCGGCAAGGUACCGCUGACUACGGCUUUCAUCACCGAAAUUGAUGGCGUCAAGGCCGAUACCAGUCCCUCCGCACUGACGCCCGAUCGCUUGCACAAGCACUUUUCGCUGGGCAUCCCGGCAGCGGCAAAGGCCAAUAUUCUACUACUGCACGAUGCUGACUUCAAAGCCGCUGCUCUGAUUGAGCCUCCCGAUUUCUGCGGGAUUCCACCUGGGCAAGCCCGCCGCGAUCCAGGGCCUGUCCUUAGCGAAUGGCGCUCAACCGCGCGGCUGCUCAAGUCAAAGUAUCUUGCACUGCCUGACUCGGGGCCUCGAAGCUGGGACACCCCAGCCGCGCCCUCGCAGUCCAGUGGUGGGCCGGCAGAGGACCCCUACCCGGCCAAUUUCAACAAAGACGCCGCGGUGGAAGUACGGCCAUGUUAUCACAUUGCAAUUGUGGCGAAGGAUCCUUCCCUGAGCGCAGCUCAGCAGGAAACCGCGUCAAAGGCCAUUCUUGAGCAUGUUUUGGACAAAGCGAAGCAGGAGGCAGUUCCGGCUUGGGCAGAAGCGAGUCUGCCCGACAAGAAACAAGAGUAUGAGCGUGUGGGCUUCAGAGUAGUUGAGGAGGUUGUGGUUGGUAAGGGAAAAGUGAACGAGGCAGGAUGGCCUUCCAACGGCGGUGCUGGUGUGAAAUGCUGGGGCUUGAUAUAUGAUCAACACCUGCAAUGA